AUGGGGCCCCCGGGCAAUAGGGAUCAUGGGGCCCCUGUGUCCUUGCCCAAGCUCACAAAAGCCUAUAAGAAAGGUACCAGGGGCAUCUCAUGGGGUCCUCUACUGACCCCGGGCCCUCAGGCAGUGCCCGAGUUUCCAAAUGGUCAGUCCGCCCCUGGCCGGAGCACAGAGGUGCACGAGUACCUGGGGUGGACUGACAACUCAUGGGGCCCCCGGGGCAAUAGGGGAUCAUGGGGUCCCUGUGUCCUUGCCCGAACUCAAAAAAGCCAAUGAAAAAGGUACCAGGGGCAUCUCACGGGGCCCCCUACUGACCCCAGGCCCUCAGGCAGUUCGCCCCUGGCCCGUAUUG
This is a messenger RNA of Staurois parvus, 349 nucleotides long. The record is from the annotation of a GenBank genome assembly. NCBI's taxonomy places the organism in Eukaryota, Metazoa, Chordata, Amphibia, Anura, Ranidae.